Molecule: messenger RNA, 2819 nt
Organism: Boleophthalmus pectinirostris (great blue-spotted mudskipper)
Lineage: Eukaryota; Metazoa; Chordata; Actinopteri; Gobiiformes; Gobiidae
Gene: mon1a
Product: MON1 secretory trafficking family member A
Exons: 6
Coding region: 261-1820 (519 amino acids)
Biological process (GO): protein targeting to vacuole; vesicle-mediated transport
Source: RefSeq, a predicted model, not a curated record
CAGUAACUAUGUGAAUGUUUUACUGAAUGUUCAAACAAAAAUCUCUGUGCUUUCUGAAGUGGCUCUAGUUCAUUUGCUGUAACUAAUACUUCUCUGAUUUAUCAAGUCUAUGCUAGAAUCUGUCUAAAAUUCAAAGACGACGUUGCGAUAACUUCUGUCAGAUGUAUUUAUGCACAAUACAUAGUGUUAUUAUAAUCCACGAAGAGUAACCCUUGCCAGUUUAUGGUAGCAAAGAAAGGUGUGUGCCUGCAGCAGCACAGAUGGAGGGAGGACACAGAGCCACAGUGUCCUGGGAGAAUGGAACCCUUGCCCCUAUGGAGCAUCUCCGCUCAGAGAGAGCGGACAGCCCCACACCAGGCCUGGUGGAGGGGACUGAACCUGGUGCAGGUCAGAGGAGUGCUAUGUUUGUCCACUCACAGUCCUUUGAGGAUUUAACAUCAGAGGUCGAACAGGAGGGGCAAAGAGACUCUGACCAGGACGGACCAGAGGAGAGUUGUGAGCAGCUGCAGCCCCUUGUUGUUGAGGAGGAGAGCAAAGAUGAACAAAACAAUGACAUGCAGUCAGGCAGUAGCACCAAGGAAGAGGACGUGUGCAGCGAGGCCUGGAGGAGCCACAGGAAACAUGUCUUUGUGCUGAGUGAAGCAGGGAAACCCAUCUAUACUCGCUACGGGACAGAGGAGGCGCUGUCCAGCACUAUGGGGGUCAUGAUGGCACUGGUUUCUUUUGUUGAGGCUGACAAGAACAUAAUUCGCUCCAUUCAUACAGAUGGGUGUAAGGUGGUCUUCCUGACAAAGAGUCCUCUGGUCCUGGUGGGAGUGUCUCGUAGCUGCCAGUCAGACAAGGAGCUUCUACGUGAACUACAGUACAUUUACUAUCAGAUCGUCAGCCUGCUCACCCUGACCCAGCUCAACCACAUCUUCCAGCACAAGCAAAACUAUGACCUGCGGCGGUUGCUAGCUGGCUCAGAGUACCUCACGGACAACCUUCUACUCCGCUUAGAUCGAGACCCUGGCCUGCUGCUCAGUGCCGUUACCUGCCUUCCUCUGCCAAGUUCUUCCAGGGAUGUUGUUUCCUCUACCUUACAGGCUGCCAAAUCCAAAAGCCUCGUCUUCUCUAUUCUGCUAGCUGGAGACCGUUUAGUCACUCUGGUGAGGAAAAAAGACCAGUUUUUACACCACAUAGACUUACACCUGGUCUUUAAUCUGGUCGGCUCCUCCUCUUCAUUCCGUGAGGGUGAAGGCUGGACCCCCAUUUGUUUGCCAAAGUUCAACACUGCAGGGUUUUUCCAUGCGCACAUUUCAUACCUAGAACCAGGUUCGGAGCUCUGCCUGAUCCUGGUCUCAACUGACAGAGAGGACUUUUUUAACAUGUCUGACUGCAAGAAACGCUUUCUGGAAAGACUGACCAAACGUACUGCAUAUCAGGCUAUGAAGGAUGCACUCAAAUGUCCCAGCUACUCUGUGGAGCAAGUGGGAAUCCCAGAACUUCGACACUUCUUGUACAAGUCUAAGAGUUCAGGACUCUAUACCAGUCCAGAGUUUCCUCUCAUAUAUCAACCUGAAGAACAGCAAGAACGAGUCAUGAGCUUGUACCAGGACCUUCACAGUCGCUUGCACCAUCCCACGAGACCCCUGCGCUCCUUCUACCUCUGCAGCGAAACAGAAAAUCUCUUAGCAUGGGUGACGAGUGGCUUUGAACUUUAUCUUUGCUUCACUCCACUGGCAACUAAGGCUAUGGCUGUUUCUGCUGUCAACAAACUGCUGAAGUGGAUCAGGAAAGAGGAAGACCGCUUGUUCAUCUUGAGUCCUCUAACAUACUAAACUCUAGCACUCUAUUAACCUAUUAAAUGACUCUGAAUGUUGAUGAGCCUGGUGCUAAUAACUGCGGAUUCUAAAAUCAAGCAAAAGAGAUCUGGGAUAAUUUUGUUAACAAAUAAUGCUAUAUUUUACAAAUCUUUUAUUAUUUUUUAAACUAUGUUUGAUUAUAACAGUACUGCUAAUAUUUAAACCUGGAUUUCUUUGAAAAUUAAAAAAAAUGUAUUGCUACUUUAUGAAAUUAAUUUCUAAAUAGAAACUUGGAAUCAGACUGUAGCUCUAAGUGUAUUUCUCUCAUCUCAAAAACAGGUACAACAUAAAAAUCUUUAGGUAAUCUACAUGCAGCACUGUUACUUUACCGAUCACACUCCAAAUAGGAUUGUUUAAUGAUUUCCUUAAAUGUCUGUGAAAUUUCUUUGUAAUUUAUUUAUUUUAGGUCACAGUUGUUUUAAAAGUCUGGAAUUUAAAAAAUAUAAAAUUAAAACUAGUCCAGUAAAUUGUAAACAAACACUAUGAUAAAGUGGUGGCUGCUAUGGUGUGUCGGUGUAUUAGUAACAGCAGCCUUUGUGGCCAUAUAAACUUAAGUUUCACAGUUGUAGCCAAAACUCAGGCCAUUUAUAUUUUCAUAUUUCAAAUUAAAACUCUCCAGGACUCACAAAAAUACUUCUUUAUACUGAGUGCCUUGUUCAUGUAUUUUAUCUUGUAGUUGACUUAUUUUUUUUCCAAUAAUUUAGGAUUUUCGACACUAAUAUGAUGUUCUAAAUUCUAAAACAUAAUGCCUUGUUUUUUAGACUGGAUAUGCAUUGAACACAUUACUAAAUAAAGGCAGAUCAGUAGAGCUGCUGCUGUGUUAACUAAACAAGAAGGAAAUGUUAUUAACAAACAGAACAUGUUCAGCCCUCACUACAUCCAAUAUAAUUGAAACAAAUAACAGGAAUAAUGUGUUAGCGAUUUAUAACAAAUUGUUUAUUGUAUGAAUUAUUAAACUUUUAAAUUUUAAAUCAA